Molecule: messenger RNA, 1731 nt
Organism: Suillus subalutaceus
Lineage: Eukaryota; Fungi; Basidiomycota; Agaricomycetes; Boletales; Suillaceae
Exons: 6
Coding region: 1-1731 (576 amino acids)
Biological process (GO): meiotic chromosome segregation
Cellular component (GO): chromosome, centromeric region; nucleus
Source: RefSeq, a predicted model, not a curated record
AUGAGCAGGCGAGACUCACGCCUUUCCCUUAAUGUCCGUCAGAACGAUGCUCUCAGUGAAUUUGAAAAUUGUAUGUCAUUCAUGUCGCCCUGGAAGAAAUUCCUGCUUGCCAAUAAGCACAUCACCAAACUUAAUUCGACUCUCAGCGUCCGUAUCGAAGAGCUUAACGCUCAAAUAUCCACCCUAUACGUCGAGAACCUCCGAUUACGAGCAUCCGAGAUUGCGCUCGCGGCACAACUGAAGAAAGAGCAGGAAAAGUCGAGGAAAAUAAUGGCUGAUGCUGAUGCUGCGACUGCUAAUUUGGUCAAACAUCUGACUUUUUUGCGGCAGUCAUUUGGUAUUGCUCCCGGGGUAGCUUCUCCCGCCAAAGAAGCCAGACCAGCAACUAGAGCUCGUCGACCGUUCGUAGAUCCCAAUGCGUCGCCACAAAUGCCCAAGCUUUCGCGUGCGCCCAACGUACCAGGCAUAUACGAAGACGAAGAAUUUACCUCUUCUCCGGAAGGAGAUGAAGAGGAGGCAGAACAUAUACCUAGUCCUACUAUUCGGCGAAAAACCAAGUCAAGACUUGCAGCAUCCCGCCUGCCAUUACCUGCCCGGGUUUCCUCGCCUCCGCCACUACCAACGCCACCGCAAGCUCCUGCAGAGGAACGAGGGUCGUCAAGCAAGAGGAAAACAGGGAGGAGGGAGAGCGGGCUUCUAAAUGUAAGUACGGAUGGUGGUGAUGGGAUAACUCCGCCGAGAGCUGCUAGUCCCGCCUUCGGGUCUCCUGCUCGUAGGGAGGCUGGUUUAGCUGAGGACGACGAGGAACGAGAAGCUGUCAGGAAAUCGAGACUACCACCGGCUCAGGAUGAUGAUUUGGACUACAUACCACCAACAAAGAAAGAGAGGGAGAAAAAGAUGAAGCAGAUUGAACGAGAGCUACCAUCAGAAGAGGGUGAGGCCACUACUUCCUCACGAGUGCAGGAGAGGAAACGACGAAGACACGAGGACCACUCGGGCCUCAAGGAUGUCACAAACUCACCGAGAAGCCGUGCUAUGUUACCACCGUUAGAUACUAAUGCAUCAGAUCGGGAUCGACAGCACACGCCUGAUACGGAUGGAACAACGCCAAUAUCCGCAGUCACCUCGUUGGCAACAACCCGGAGCUUUUUGUCUACGCCAGCCACCACCCCUCCUCCAACGAUAUCUCAGAUCUCGCAGUUACCGACACCUCGAACAUCUUCUAGUCCAGUCCCUCCGCCAUGUGCUUCUACUUCUGAAGAAGCCCCUGUGGGAGGGCGCGAACGUCGUACACGGAAAAGUGUCAACUACGCUGAGCCCAAGCUCAACACGAAAAUGCGGAAACCUGAUGGUCCACCGAUGCAGCCUACAGCUGCUCUAGGGCUGAAGAAGAGAUCGUCCACAACUAGUGUUCAAAAUGAUGAUCCUGAGCGCAGACCGUCCUCAGAAGGCUCUUCACAGUCUAAGACUUCAAUCCCUGUUGCUCGUUCUUCGUCCGGCACGACGAGUUCGUCAUCCUCAGCUACCACAAAUACUGCUGUGAAAAGGAAGAAGUCACGCCCUCACGUCGAAGUAGACGACGACGAAAGCGAAGGCGCCCAAGCUGAUGCCGAAUACGGAAACAUCAAUGGUUGGGUCAACGUUGAGGGGCGUCGACGGAGUGCACAUCAUAGUGCCGUCCGUCGUGCACUUGAAGCUGAUGACGGCAGACGGCAUAGCCUGGCCGUGUGA